Molecule: messenger RNA, 669 nt
Organism: Wallemia mellicola CBS 633.66
Lineage: Eukaryota; Fungi; Basidiomycota; Wallemiomycetes; Wallemiales; Wallemiaceae
Product: arsenate resistance ArsH
Exons: 1
Coding region: 1-669 (222 amino acids)
Molecular function (GO): oxidoreductase activity
Source: RefSeq, a predicted model, not a curated record
AUGCACGCAGUAUUGCCUAGCAAGCUCAAAGUAUUAGUUUUAUAUGGAAGUCUUCGCCAAAGGUCUUACUCGCAACUUCUAUCAUUUGAAAUCGCUAGGAUCCUACAUCAUAUCGGAGCAGACGUUAGAGUAUUCAAUCCACAUGGUUUACCUUUGAAAGAUGAUAAUUCAGAACAUCAUCCCAAAGUUCAAGAACUUCGUCAACUUGUAUCUUGGAGUGAAGCUAACUUCUGGGUAUCUCCUGAACAGCAUGGUGCUAUCUCAGGCAUUAUGAAAACACAGAUAGAUCAUAUUCCGUUAUCCCUUGGUUCGGUUCGUCCUACACAAGGCAAAAUUUUGGCUGUCGCUCAGGUCAACGGGGGCUCGCAAUCGUUUAAUGCUGUCAAUACACUCAGAUUAUUGGGACGAUGGAUGAGAAUGCACACAAUUCCUAAUCAAAGCUCAGUACCAAAAGCGUGGACUGCAUUUUCACCGGAAGGUCGCUUUUUACCUAUAAGUAACCGUGAAAGAGUUGUCGAUGUCUGCGAGGAACUCGUCAAGGUGUCUUGUUUAUUUUACGGUAAACAUGAUUUAUUUGCUAGUAGGUGGAGUGAGCGCAAAGAAAAAGAGGUUAAAGGACGUCUCCUGUCUCAAGAAGAGAAGGAAAAUAACAACAAAAAGUCUGACUGA